Messenger RNA from Desarmillaria tabescens, 1060 nucleotides. RefSeq lists its product as uncharacterized. The record is from RefSeq and is a predicted model, not a curated record. The coding region runs from base 356 to 1060 and encodes 234 amino acids. NCBI's taxonomy places the organism in Eukaryota, Fungi, Basidiomycota, Agaricomycetes, Agaricales, Physalacriaceae. The transcript is spliced from 4 exons.
UGGACCUACAAACACCCACUGUACGCUGUAUUCCCGCUACCUUGGUAGUGGGUCUCUGGAAAACGCUAAAUACACCAAAUUUUGCGGUAGAUUCCGUUGCCAUUGUCACGUUCACCGAAUUCGCUCGUGAUGCUACCGAGUACAUGCACGCUCAAUGGGAUUCCCUCCUCCGUUACCAUUUCCCUCGAACAUGCUCGCUGUACUUCCAAAACGACGAUGGGUGUUUCCACUAUUUCGCUGGUGACGUCUCGGGGUUCUUACGAGGCGAGUGUUAGUUUUGUCAAAACUGCAGACGGUCCAUCCGACGUCUGUUUGGGUUUGGAUUGGUUUAUAGCAUUACUGAAGGGUGAUUCUGAUGUUAGAAAGCCUUCGUUCAGCGUAUAGGCUUUUUUUGCCUUCCGGAAUCUCCAUGUUUUUCACCCGACUUUUGUUCGACUCCCUCUUGUACGAGCUGGCAGCCCAUGGCAUACUACACAAGACUUCAUGUGGACAAGACCACCUUUACCUGAACUUGUUUGUUGAGCAUUUUCUGUCCGGCAUGUGUUCGUCGCUCAAUGGACCUUCAUGUCGGUCGUACGUUCAGGCAUGUCAUACUAGCCGUGUUUGGGCGCCUGCAUUCUUUCUGUCUGUCUUGCGGUACACCCACCUGUUAACCGUAUUGCCUUCAUCCGCGCUAUUAUCUUUUUGGCGCUUCUUGGCACCGUCCACGCGCGAGAACAAACGGGAACGCGCAAUCGGUGGUUUGGCAGAGCGGUUGACGCUUGUUCGGUACCUUUCGUACAAGGGGCCAGUCACCUACAUGGCGGCCGUUUUUGAUAGUCACUUUGAGACGUUGCCCAGGAAGGAUCUUCUUAGAAUGGCGGAUGCGCAUGGUCUCUUAGCACGUAGUGCCCAUUUGACGCUUGAUAAUCUGAGGGAUACCCUUAGCGACCACGUUUCUGGUGGCGGUUGCACUGGCUGGCUAUCUCAUUCUAUCGCUAACAUACCGGUGGGCUGUUUGGAGUGUUUCCAGGAGUUUGUUUUUUCUGAUAAGGUUAAGAGUCGAAACAGGCGGUCGUAG